Plenodomus lingam JN3 is the source of this 738-nucleotide messenger RNA. RefSeq lists its product as uncharacterized. The record is from RefSeq and is a predicted model, not a curated record. Lineage: Eukaryota; Fungi; Ascomycota; Dothideomycetes; Pleosporales; Leptosphaeriaceae.
AUGGCUUGUGCACUUGGAUCCUCUGGUCGGGGCCCAUUCGCUCCAACUGGCUCGUACGAUCAUUCAUACUCGUGCCCCAAUGAGACGUACUAUCCCUACCAAGAACGCCCAUAUAGCGGGCAGACAAACCAACAAAGACAUCCAUAUGCGCAUCCGAACCGCAAUCGCCAAUCGCUAUUCGGUGGUCUCGGGGGCUCAGCCUUUUCAAACUACGGUCCAUCCAACCCGUACACCAGGCCACGUAGCUACCCAGACUUCGGAGCGAACUUGGGCAUGGGAACGGGCAUGAACGCAGGCAUAGGCGCAGGCAUGAACUCAACCAUGGGUUACGGAAGUCGAAGUUUUGGCUUCUCACAAUCGCCAUUCGCGGGACUGCAGUCGCCACGUGGUAUCUUUGCUGGCUCCAUGCCUGGACGCGAACAACGCGAUCAACGCGAUCAGCGUUCCCAAUUCAGCCCUUCCAAUAAUCAUCGUGGGCAGGCUGGUACGAGAAUAUACCAGUUGCCACAGUUUUUGGAUGACGACGACGAAUCUGUCGACGAAGACUACCGCUCUUUUAUACAGCAUGCUUCUCAAAGACAAAGGCAAGCCCCGUUUGGAUGCAACCAACGGCCGAUCUAUGGAAUUUGCUUUGACCCCAGACGUCAUUGCGGUUACGACAACUACGAUGACUAUAAAGAUGACGAGGUUGACGACUACUUUUCUCAUCCUACGCGGCAACGACAAAGAUUCUACUAG